AUGGACAAGUCUACUGCAUUGACAAAAUUCUUUGAAGCCGAGCGAAGAAAAAGAGACGCAGAUAGUGCACAAGGUCAAGGUCUACCACAAGCCGCCUUCUUACUUCAUAAAUCGGAGAGCACAUUGAAAGUCAAACCACAAAACAAAUUGAGCGAACGCAUGCUUUACACUCAGCGUUAUCUUCUCGCUUCGAAAUACACUUUAGGACUUCUUUUUACGGCAUAG
Molecule: messenger RNA, 225 nt
Organism: Rodentolepis nana
Lineage: Eukaryota; Metazoa; Platyhelminthes; Cestoda; Cyclophyllidea; Hymenolepididae
Source: the annotation of a GenBank genome assembly